AUGUCGUUGACGGCCAAAGAGGCGUUCGCCAAACUCCCCCAGAAGUUGCACACGUUUUUCAUCAAGCACCCGCCCCGCCCGCUCGCCCAGUACGCCACAACACCGUCCACAAUCUCCGAUCCACAAAAGAACCCGUUUUUGCCCAACAAAAACGAGGAAAGCGGCAAGUGGCAUGCGGCCAAGUACUCGUUGAGAAGAUCGGCCGAUUUGUACAAGAUGGCGCUGAAGUACGGGCUCGCAGAGCUCUUACCGCCCAUUCCACACAAGAAGUUCCAUGAGGAGAGAUACAACGACAAGAAAUGGAUGCGCGGACUUCUUUUCCAGAAAAAGAGAAAGUGGGAGCGCGAGCUUCCUACCAAGUUGGAGCAGAGACGGGUGGCCAUGGAGAAUAUGGAUGAGACCAUUCUUAAGGCUAGACCCGCAUACAAGAAGCAGAUUGCACGGAGAGAGGAGAAGAAGAGAACCUGGUUUUAG
Molecule: messenger RNA, 474 nt
Organism: Australozyma saopauloensis
Lineage: Eukaryota; Fungi; Ascomycota; Pichiomycetes; Serinales; Metschnikowiaceae
Product: mitochondrial 54S ribosomal protein mL59
Exons: 1
Coding region: 1-474 (157 amino acids)
Cellular component (GO): mitochondrial large ribosomal subunit
Molecular function (GO): structural constituent of ribosome
Source: RefSeq, a predicted model, not a curated record